Messenger RNA from Rhincodon typus (whale shark), 1413 nucleotides. RefSeq names its product prostate androgen-regulated mucin-like protein 1. Bases 422 to 1306 code for a protein of 294 amino acids. NCBI's taxonomy places the organism in Eukaryota, Metazoa, Chordata, Chondrichthyes, Orectolobiformes, Rhincodontidae. The transcript is spliced from 5 exons. The record is from RefSeq and is a predicted model, not a curated record.
AUGCGCAGGCGCGCCCGGGCUGAGGGAAUACCGUUGUUCUUGAAAUUCCUGUCUGUUAUUUUCAAACGAGCGACUGACGCAAACAGCUGCUAUUAAAAGCAGAAUCGUCAGCGCCUGGGAAGAUCAGUGUGGGCAGGUUAUGGGAAGAUACAUGUUUGCGUGGGACUAAUAUUUGAGAGGGCACCCCUCCACCUGAGUCAGCUGUUGAGCCUUACGUUGGGCUACGUCGUGCUGAGUUUGUGACCCUGGCGGUUUCUGGGAGCAGCAGCAGCAGCAGCACCACCACCACCAGGAGGAGGACUCUUUAAGAGUUAAAAAUGCGGAAAGAAGAUCUCACGACCUGGUCUUAAGUUUUCUUUUAACUGAACGACUGGAUUGAUUUUGUGGGCAAACCGAAACGACCGGAAUAAUCUGAGAAACAAUGUGGGCGAAGUUCGUGCUAAUUUUAUGUCACCACUUUAUUCUUUCCUUGGCAACUACUAGCCCGGCUCCGCACGGAACAGAGCAAAGUGGUUUUGCAACUACAUUUCUACCAGAAAAUUCGUCUACCACUAUUAGCUCCCACACGUCUCUCACCACAAACUUACAAAACACAACAGCAACCAGUCCAAUAACAGAUGUAGAAACAUACCCUUUAUCUUCCUCCACUCCGACUGUCUUGACAAACACAAGCCACGUGACGAACACUGUAGUUGAUAACACAUCAUUGAACACCACUUCUCAACGCUUCUCUCCACAUCUUGGUGCUACAACCGUAUUACCAACAUCAGCUCCCAAUGUAACUUUGAAUAGUUCAGACAUAGCGACCAGUUAUUCACUUAUAACAAGUAGCUCAUCUCAGACUGAUAAUACAACUCAUGUAAAUAGUACAAUAUACAGUCCGAGGACAAAUAACAUGACCCACGCGACUUCACUUUAUCCUAUUGACACCAACAGUUCUUUCACAAGUGUGGAAGCAACGUCUCUUCCAAAUAGCCCACAGCAUAAAGUGUUCACCAUGAUGAAAGUCUCUACUAUCACCUUUACAACACCAGAUGCUUUCACCACCAUUCUAUCAUCUUCAAACCCAACCUCUUUGCCAAACACCAGUACCUUGACCAACAAAACAGAACAUGAGGAUAGAAUUGAGUCUCCAAGCAAAACAGGAACAGCUUUAACUGUUAUAGCGUGCUUGCUUGUUGUCAUCGUUAUAAUCGGGUUGGUGAUAUAUUUAAAGAAAUGGAGAGUGUUCUACAGCCGCCUAGAGGAAGACUACACAACUGGAUCUUGGAGCAAUUACAACAAUCCUGUGUUUGAAGAUUUAUGACAACAAUCUUUUAAAUUGUUACCUUUGUGUACAUGAGGCAUUAAGCCACAAAUGUGUAUAAAGUAUUUUCUUGAAAACAAUAUUAAAUUCAGAAUGCUGGAAAACCA